Messenger RNA from Pelobates fuscus (common spadefoot toad), 701 nucleotides. It is a transcript of the gene FKBP11, whose product is annotated as FKBP prolyl isomerase 11. The record is from RefSeq and is a predicted model, not a curated record. Bases 90 to 683 code for a protein of 197 amino acids. The transcript is spliced from 6 exons. Gene Ontology annotation, cellular component: endoplasmic reticulum. NCBI's taxonomy places the organism in Eukaryota, Metazoa, Chordata, Amphibia, Anura, Pelobatidae. Gene Ontology annotation, molecular function: peptidyl-prolyl cis-trans isomerase activity. Gene Ontology annotation, biological process: protein peptidyl-prolyl isomerization.
CACGCUCCCUGCCUGUGCUCUCUCUCUCUCUCUCUCUCUGAUCCUGCGCUCCGGCAGCUGUCACAGCCUUUAGGGCUCUCUGUCCCGCUAUGUCCAGGGGUCUGAUUCUGGCACUGCUGCUCCUCUCCUCCUCCCCUGCACUCAGCUGGGCGGACACCCAGGAGGAGGACACUAAUGAAAGUGUGACCGAACUUGUGAUUGAGACAUUGGAAAAGCCUGAGACUUGCGUAGAGACAGUCACUCAUGGGGACACCAUUCAACUUCACUAUACGGGAAAACUAGAUGAUGGACGUGUAAUUGACAGCUCUUUAUCGAGGGACCCACUUGUGGUUGAACUUGGAAAGAAGCAGGUGAUACCAGGUCUGGAACAGAGUCUCAUAGGCAUGUGUGUUCGAGAGAAGCGCAAAGUAAUUAUCCCUUCUCACUUGGCUUAUGGCAAAAGAGGAUAUCCUCCGUCUAUACCAGGUGAUGCAGUCCUUCAAUUUGAGACGGAGGUGAUAUCUUUGUCCAAGCCAACACAGUGGCAGACACUAGUGAAUGAUGUUCUACCCCUGCUAUGCAUUGGCUUGGUACCUACUUUGCUAGCACUCAUUGGGUACCACCUUUACGCCAAAGCUAAAUCUCCUGCUGUGUCCAAGAAGAAACUGAAAGAGGAGAAAAGGAAUAAAGCCAAAAAGAAAUAAACGAUUUUAACUUUCUAA